AUGUUUCUCCUCCGACUACUCAGUUUCUUCAUCUUCCUCCCCCUCUUCACCCCAACAGUUACCCUAGCUCAGUCCACCACCUCAACGGGCCUUACAAUCUCCUCCUCCGCCCUCACCGACAUCGAGAACCUAAUCAAUGGCGCAAAAAUACUUUUGAGUACCGACAGCAUCAACAACGUCGAAACCACCCUGACGGGAGCCGCUACAUUACUGAGCGGCACAACCGCCAAUGACACCAAGACAUUGUUGACCGAAGUCAGCGCGCUGCUUUCACCGGAAUUGAUCUCCGCGGUGGGUAAGCUUGUCACUCCGGAUACAGUCAAUAAGUUGGGGGACAUUGUGAAUAAUGCACAUACCUUGUUGUCGGUGGAGUUUGUGAAUCAGACAACUACCUUGAUCAAUGAUGUGACGCCGCUCGUGGGCGACUUGUCAAAGGUUCUGGGAGGCCUGCUCUCAGCAUUAUUGGGCUAA
Molecule: messenger RNA, 471 nt
Organism: Talaromyces marneffei
Lineage: Eukaryota; Fungi; Ascomycota; Eurotiomycetes; Eurotiales; Trichocomaceae
Exons: 2
Coding region: 1-471 (156 amino acids)
Source: RefSeq, a predicted model, not a curated record